CAAGCCGUUUGUCUUCUCGAAGAGGCACACACAGCCAAGAGAUGGGCAUGGAGAGGUACGCAGGCCGCGUCGCCCUGGUAACGGGCGCCAGCUCCGGCAUAGGAGCCGCCAUCGCGCAGGCGCUGCUCCGGAGGGGACUCACCGUCGUCGGGCUGGCCAGGAGGGUCGACAGGGUCAAGGCGCUCGCGCUGAAGGACGCGCCUGGCACACUUCACGCUGUCGAGGGAAACGUUAGCAGCGAGGAGAGCAUCUUCGCAGCGUUCAAGUGGAUCAGGGAGAACCUGUCUGGCGUCGACAUCCUGGUCAACAACGCCGGCUUGGGCAACGACAGCGAUGUGACGUCAGGCAAGACGGAAGACUGGAAGCGUAUCCUGGACGUGAACGUGCUGGGUCUGAGCAUCUGUACCAGGGAGGCCAUGCAGGACAUGCUGAGGAGGGGCGUCGACGAUGGAUUCAUCAUCCACAUCGGCAGUGUGCUGGGCCACGUGCCUCCUGGUAGCAGCAUAUCGGCAAUGUACAGUGCGAGCAAGCACGCAGUCAGGAUGCUGCUGGAAGGACUAAGGAAGGAUCUGGUCGCCAGGAAGAGCAACAUCCGCGUUGGGGAAAUUUCUCCGGGAGCUGUGAAAACAGAAAUCAUCAAGACGAACUUCAAAAUACUGCCUCCAAACUUUUUCGAUACGAUACCGACCAUGGAACCAGAAGAUAUAGCAGAGGCAGCAGUUUACAUGUUGUCUCAACAUCCACGGGUCCAGGUUCAAGACAUCAUCAUAUAUCCUACAUGCGGUGAAUAAUGUCUACGCUGUUUUUAUAAACUGUUUCCAGAAUUGAGUUGUUGACUUGUAUUAAAAAAUAAUUGAUUUUUAGUAGAAC
This is a messenger RNA of Schistocerca serialis cubense, 870 nucleotides long. RefSeq names its product dehydrogenase/reductase SDR family member 11-like. Lineage: Eukaryota; Metazoa; Arthropoda; Insecta; Orthoptera; Acrididae. Bases 42 to 791 code for a protein of 249 amino acids. The transcript is spliced from 6 exons. The record is from RefSeq and is a predicted model, not a curated record. Gene Ontology annotation, molecular function: oxidoreductase activity.